AUGUCCAGGUGCGAUAAGUCCGUCGGGAAAAGAAACAACGAAAGCGAGCCCACCGCACUUUUGUUCCAUAGGAAAACAGUCGUUCGGCGCCGAAAAACGGGUCCAACAGAAUUAUGUUUGCGCUCAUUGGGUUCCGAGAUUCUCGGGCCUUAUCAGGAACUGAGGGAUCUUGAAAAAAGAAAUCGAAUUCACAAGACCAAAACCAGAGAUGGAAACGAAAGAGAAGAACUGCUUUUUGGAACAAACCGAGCGGAAUUCGGAUGUCUCCGACGCAAUACAUAUUUGCAUGCGCAGAAUGGUCAAGUUAACGACUUGAAUGCACCGGAAAAAAGUAUAGUUGUAGUGUAAAGCAAAGGAGAAGGCAGCCGGCUGCGUAAAUCGACUGCAAUUUCGUGACUUUUUUGCGGGACGACAUUCCACUUACCCGUGGCGCGCGCUUUCAGUGGAUAGGUUUUUUUUUUGAGAAAAGUUUUCGUUAUUUUUCUUUUAAUCUUUUAAAUUGGUUUCAGAUUUUCUAUCUUGUCUUUUGUGUAGUGAUAUGCGGCGAGUGAUGAUGAAAUGUUUAAUUAUUUCGAAAUUUCGUGAAAAGCUUGAAAAAAAGGCUUGAUACGGAAGGAAAAAAAAGAGUUUUUCAUGUUGUUUCGUUGUUUUAUCGUCUCGAAUCAACUAUCUCACUGAUUAAUUUGUUUUUUAAGUGCUUCUUUGCUUUAGGAAGUUUUCAGCAAAAGUAUUCACGAAUUUGGUCUUUCUUUAAAAUUUUUUUAACUCCGAAAAUACUUCAUUUCUUUGUUUCUUAUUAAUGUUUCAAGUUUAUAUUUUAUAGUAUGUUUUGAGUUAUUUCUUGAAAGUUCAUUAUAUUUCUGAUCUACUUUAAUCAUGUGCGAUUUUUCUUGUCAAUUUUUCGUCUUUUCAACUUUUUUUUUGAAAGUUUUACUGUUCAGAAUGCUUCGGCGGUUCUGCUCGAGUUUGAACCGAUUUAAUAACAGUCGCAGAUUUUUGAGCUCGACUGGAGAUGGAGAAGACAAGAAUGACGGAAAUGGGGUUAAAAUAUAUCAUUUUUUUUGAUUUUUUUCUUAUAGUGAAAUCUUGCAGAAAAAAAGCCUCAAAGCGUUAAGCAAGUUCUAGGAGAAGAUAUUCUGAAAGCAGUUGGCGAUGUUGUAGAUGAUCUUCAUGAGAAGGGCACCGUGGAGAAUAAAAAGUUGAAAAUGAAGAAUAAAAAUAGAGAAAAUAUUAUUUAAGUUUAGAGCCAAAAGCACGUUGAUAAAUCGGCUCGUUUCUCAUGAAAAGGCGACUUUUGACGCGGCUUCCGCUUCGGCCAGCAGUGAAAUGCUCGACGAUUCGUCCUUGUUGGGACUUUUGUCCGAUAUUGCCCAAGACGGACAGAAAACGGUCAAGAAAGUCGCGCCGAGGUGUGAUUUUCGAAAAAUCUUGGAAAAAAAUGAUCCUCCAUGUUGUCCCUACCCUCAUUGCCUUGAAAAGAUCGGAAAAAAAUUCAAUUUUGAGCGCCAUUUUCAGCUCAGUUUCCAUUGAUUUAUGCAUAUUUUUUUGAAAAAUUUUUCUCUAUUAUUCAAAAAGACAAGUUAACUAUUUUCACCAGAUAUUAACAGUUUUCAUAAGAAAAACAUUUUUUUACUCGAUUUUAGGAAGAAAAAUUUUUCUUACUAGUCAGAUUUUCAUAUAGAAAUUCAUUGCGCUUCAUCCUUUUAAUUUUGAAAAUUCGUGUUUUUCAGAUUUUUUUUCAACGAAUUUUUCAUUUUCCUGACUUUUCUACCUUUCAUAAACGUACAUAAAGUACAAUUUUCGCAUUUUCAAGAUAAAAAAAGUCAUUAAAACACCUAAAUUCAGAGGAGCCCAGGCGAGACAAGAAAGACGAGGCCUUGUACUGCUCCGAAAGGAGAUUUUCUACCAAGCCAUUCAGGUGAUUUAUUUUUUCUUUUCGAGAAAAACCACAUUUUUUGAUUCCAGAGUGGCUACAAAUCCGAAGAAGCCCGCCAAAUGUCGGAAAAAGUGGUCGACGAGGCCCAAAAUCGGCUGAGAGAACGGCGAAACGCCGUUCUGAAGGAGAAUAAGGAGAUUCUGGAGAAGGAGGCUGUAGAUGAACAGGCCAAGGAUGAAAGGGAGAGGAAGCUGUUCGAGCUGGCCACGCAAACGAUCGAGUAAUGGCUUUGGCUUAAUUUUCGUGAUUUUGAACGUUUUUGAAAGACAUAUAGCGCUAUUUUUGAAGAUUUUAGAAUUUAUACGACUUCAAAAUUCGAAAAAAACGAGCAAUCCUGACAAAUAUUUUUCUUAGUUUUCAUAUUUUGAAACUCAAAAUGGCGAUUUUCGGGAAUUUCGGAUAUUUUUUUGAAGCGAAUUUCGAGAGUUUACAUAUUUUUUUACGGCUUCUAACUAUUCUUUGUUUCAAAAAUAAGGACAAUUUUUGACAAAUAUAUUCUUAAUUUUCAUGUUUUUGAAACGUUUUUUUGAAAGACAAAAAAACUCAAUUUUUCGGCUAAUUUUGAUACUUUUUAAGGCUUUUUCCAGAAUUUAAAAAAAGUUUAUACGGCUUCUAACCAUUUUUUUUUUUUGCAAAAUACGGACAAUUUUGACAAAUAUACGCUUGGCUUUCCACAUUUUGAUACGUCUUGAAACCGCAAAAAUGGCUCAUCUUUCCGAAAUUUUUGACAAUUCGAGCUUAGUUUCAGAAAUUCCGAAGUUUGUAUGUCUUUCAAUUGUUUUUUUGGCGUAUUUUUAAGUAAGUUUUAUUGGUUUUAAAAUUUUUUUUAUCAAAAAUACGACCAAAUCUGCUUAGUUUUCUUCAUUGUGAAACACCUCAAUAUAAAAAAACAACGACUUUUUGGGAGAUUGUGAUAGUUUCUAAGGCUCUUUUCGUAAUUUAUCAAGUUUAUAGGGCUUCUAACUGUUUUGUAUUGCAAAAUUACGAACUAUUCUGACAAAUUUGCGAUUUAUUUUCAAGAUUUAGAACGUUUUGAAUGACAAAUCGCUCAAUUUUUGGAAUUUUUUGAGUUCAUACGGCUUCAAAAUUUGAAAAACGCGCAAUCCUGACCAAUAUGUGCUCCAUUUUCAUGUUCCGGAACGCCCUAAAACCAAGAAAUGGCUCAAUUUUCGAAUUUUUAGAUAGUUUUUGAGCUUAGUUCCUGAAGUUUUGAAGUUUGUAUGGCUUCAAAUUAUUUUUUGACGUAUUGUCAGUGAUUUUCCAGGUUCAAAGGUUUCAAAAUGUUUUUUUGUAUUGAAAUUAAAACGAACAAAUCUGAUGAAUAAGCUUAAUUUUUCAUUUUUGGAGCGCCUCGAAACAAGAGAAGACCAUUUUUUGUGAAAUUUUGAUAGUUUUUGAGGCUUUUUUGGAACUUUCCAAGUUUAUACGGCUUUUUCUAAUUUUUUUUAUUGAAUUACGUAAAAAUCCUGACGAAUAUAUGCCUAAUUUUCCACGAUUUGGAGCGCGACAAAAACAAAAAAAUAGCUCAAUUUUUUUGGAAGUUUCCGAAAUUUUUUUAUGGUUUUUGAAGGUUUUCAAGUAGAAACAGCUUUUUUUCCGUUUUUUUCAUUUUAAUGAAAUUUUGAAAAAUUUAAAAAAAUGAUCUGAAAUUCGAAACUACGAGAAAAAAAUCGAAAUUUGAGAAUUUUUUUCUUUUUUUCUAGUUAUUUUUUUUAAAAGUAAGAAGACAGGUAUCUUUGAAUUUUCGAAAUAUUCGUAUUAAAAAUAAUCUUCUUUGGAUUGAUUUAUGAAAUCGCCCUUGAUUUGAAACAUUUUGAAACAUUUUGUAGUGUGGAAUUGUAAUAAUCUUGUCAAUUUUAAAGUUUUUGGGUUCUGAAAAAUAAAGAAAAUUGAUUUUCUUCCAGAAAAAUCUAUCAAGACGACUUGACAACGGGAACGAGUCGGCCCGUGGUGAACGUCGAUGAAAAUGCGCCGAAAUUACUCGGCGGCCAGAAGAAAUUGGGAAUUUUCAAGACUUUGGAAGGGACCAGCGAUAACAGCUUGGGAUUCUGGACCGAGUGGGAUCGGAGAGCUGCCUUGUGAGUUUUUGGAAGAUUUAAAAGUAAUUUUUCAGCUUAAGAAGUAACUUCUAGCUUCUGACUUUCACAGAUAAAAGUUUAAAAAACCGAAAAUUUAUUAUUUUUAAAAUUAUGUGAGGUUUCUCGUUCUUGAAUGUUUGGAAACAUUUUGAAAGAUAGCGUUUUUUCAGGGCUAUUUUGUUUUUAAAAAUUCAUAUUUUUCGAAAAUUAGUAUAAAGGAAAAAUUUAUUAAAAUUAGAUUACAAAGAAAAAAAUGCGAUUUUCUGCUAGUUCUAUGAAAAAUUUUUCAUCUUUUGUACCUUUUUAUGACACGUUUUUUUUAAGAAGUGAAAAAAAGCCACUAUAGGGGGUCAAAAAAAUAUAAAGAUCUUUGAUUUUUCUGAUUUUUAUAAUACAAAAAAAGUAUGCAUAGGGACCACUAGAAUGCUUCCCUAGAGUGGCCACUCUAGCAAGCUUUAGUGCCCCUCUAGGGAGAGGUUAAAAAAAAGUUGCCCGUGGAGCGCAAAUGUACGCAAAAUGUCGAUUUUUUGUUUUCCUUGCGAAAAGCGAAAUUUUCAAAACCGCUAAUGAAAUCCCAAUUACAUAAUAAUCCGUUAGGCUACCGCAGAGAGCAAUUAAAAUUCCUUUAAAAAAGUAAACUUUAAAGAAACUUCCAGAAACGUAGGCAAACCUUGACAAAUCGUCGUUUCUCCAUUGAGAGAGAGAGACCAGAAAAUCGCGUUUUUUUUUUCAAGAAAGCCGUCGAAUGACCGAGAAAAAAAGAAAGAAUUAUUUUGAAACGCCACAGUGGUCCCUAGAGGGGAACCUUCAAGGGUUCAUAAGGUCACCCCUCUAGGGACCACUUGGGCUUUCAUUCGUAUGACGAUUUUCAAAGAUUUUAAGAUUUAUUUAUAUGAUUAUUGAUUUUUUCAAUUAACCAUCCUGCAGAUUAACCAAUAAAUCGUUCGGCCCGACGAAUUCCUUCGAAGAACAAAUCCAGUGGACAGAGCAAGGGAAACAGUGGCCCUAUCCGAUCGAUAACGAAUAUUUGAUGGGCGAAGAAGAAAAUGUAGCACUUUUGAAUGAUUAUUAUCAAUAAAUGAGAUUUUUAGGUUUCCUUCAUCGACCAUAUAUUCUUGGAGCGGCAUCUUCCAGCCCUGGGAAUCCCGAAAACCGGCCCGAUUGCUCAUUUUAUGCAUCUGGUGGGUUUAUAUAGCCCCUUUUAGGGAGUUGAGAACAUUUUGGAGUGGCCCCUAUAGGGAUUUUGAUAAGGCACAACAGGGGCCCCUACGCUCCCUAAAGUUUUAGUGGAGAAAGCACUAAAGGGUCCACUAAGAUUUUGACCCCUCUAGGGGUCCCCAAAGCCUAGGACCUCUCCAAAGGAAGCACUAUAGGGGCCACUAAGAUUUUGACCCCUCUAGUGGUCCCUAAAACCUAGGACCUUUCCAAAAAAAAGCACUAUAGGGACUCCCUAAUUUUGACCCCUCUAGGGGUCCCUAAAGCCUAGGACCUCUUCAAAGGAAGCACUAUAGGGGCCACUAAGAUUUUGACCCCUCUAGUGGUCCCUAGGACGACAAAGCCCUAAGACCACUCUGAAGAAAGCACUGUAGGGACCCCUGAAAUUCGGGCCAUUCUAGAGGUCCCUAAAGCAACAAAGCGCUGAGACCUCUCCAAAGAAAGCACUAUAGGGACCCCUUAAUUUUGACCCCUCUAAAGGUCCCUAAAGCCUAGGACCUCUCCAAAGGAAGCACUAUAGGGGCCACUAAUCCCUAUGAAGGUCCCUACGGCAAAGCCCUAAGAGGACCCCUCCGAACUUUCCCAGAAAGGCGGGACUUCUCUGCGCUUUCUCAUUUUGACGAGCUAUUUUUCUGCCGGUGAGAGAACAGAGAGACGCAGACACUCUAUCUUUUUUGAAGAUGACUUGAAAAAUCUUUAUAUGAACAAAAUCUCAAUGAAAAACUUUGCAGGUUUGCGUCGGCUUGUCGAAAAAUCCCUAUAUGACGGCCAAAAAGAAGCGAGAACACUUGGAAUGGUUCGCCAACUAUUUCAACGCCGAAAAACAGAAAGUCGUCGAGAAAUUACACGAACAGGAGCAAAUCGCCGCCCAAAAUGCUCAAUAA
Caenorhabditis auriculariae is the source of this 6113-nucleotide messenger RNA. Lineage: Eukaryota; Metazoa; Nematoda; Chromadorea; Rhabditida; Rhabditidae. The record is from the annotation of a GenBank genome assembly.